AUGCAACUUUUGCUGUUAGUUAUUGGUUUUGGAACGGUUUUGGCCGGAUAUGUCCAUCCUGAGCAGAUUCAUCUUUCUUGGACAGAAGAAAUCAACCAAAUGAGGGUUACCUGGGUAACUUAUCUGAAUGUCCCAGCACAAGCUGCUUAUAGGCCAAUUUUAUGCGGGAAUGUUCCAACACCUUCGAACUUCACACUUAUCAAUGGUGAGACCAAGAAAUUCCAUGAAGGGAGCCACUUUUGGGAGUACCAGCACAUCCAUACGGCAGUUUUUAAUAACCUUGAUUCUAAUUGCUGGUAUGAAUAUAAGGUCAAGAAUUUGGGAGUUUGAAGCAAAACUUAUAUGUUCAAUGGAAGAACGCCAGAUACAAAUGCAACGUUUAGAGAUGUGAAUAAUCCGUUUAGCUUGGUGAUAUUUGGAGACUGGGGAACUGGCCCAAAUGGACAAUACACUAAGCAUUUACUUGGAGAGGAAACAUUGACAAGGGACUACUUAGGGAUCCUUCACAUGGGAGAUAUUGGAUACAAUUUAGAUAGCGACGAUGGUAAAGUUGGAGAUACUUAUCUUAACAUGGUCGAGUCUAUUGCCGCAACUUAUCCUUAUAUGACUCUUCCUGGUAAUCACGAAAAGGCUAACAACUUCACUCACUAUAAAGCAAGAUUCAACAUGCCAAACAACGGCGCAAACCAAGGCACAAACUAUUUCUACUCCUUCAACCUUGGUCCUGCCCAUUUCAUAAUGUACAAUACAAACCCAUAUUUCGAUGAUAUGAAUACAACAGCAGACGCUGAUCUCGAAACUCAAUGGAUUGCUAAUGAUUUAGCUUUAGCCAAUAAGCAAAGAGAUAUAAGACCAUGGAUCAUUACAUUAGCCCAUCACCCUCUAUAUUGUUCUCAAGACUGGUCUAAUGAAGACAGUAUAGAAGAUUGCGGAGAGCAGCCAGCUGUUCUUAAGCCAAUUUUUGAAGAUUUAUUUUAUAGCAACAGCGUUGAUCUUGCGCUUCAAGCACAUGUCCACAUUUAUGAAAGAGACGCUCCAAUAUAUAAAAAUGAAACGAUUCCAAGUCAGUAUGAUAGCCAGAAUAUGCAUAUAAACCCUAAUGCUCCAGUUUAUAUUGUGGGAGGGGCUGCAGGAAAUCGCCUUGGGACUAAUGUACCAGCUUCUAAAACUCCUCAACCGUGGGCUAGGUUUUUAAGCAAUGACUAUGGGUAUGGAAGAUUGACGGUAUUUAAUAAAACCCAUAUGCUUUGGGAACAAUUCAGUGUUCUUCAGCUCACUGAGAUUGAUUAUGUUUGGAUUAUCAAAGAUCAGGCGAGAUACAAGCCAGUUCUUUUAAACUAA
Messenger RNA from Blepharisma stoltei, 1341 nucleotides. The record is from the annotation of a GenBank genome assembly. Lineage: Eukaryota; Ciliophora; Heterotrichea; Heterotrichida; Blepharismidae.